Messenger RNA from Colletotrichum paranaense, 3753 nucleotides. RefSeq lists its product as uncharacterized. Gene Ontology annotation, molecular function: metal ion transmembrane transporter activity. The transcript has 8 exons. Lineage: Eukaryota; Fungi; Ascomycota; Sordariomycetes; Glomerellales; Glomerellaceae. Gene Ontology annotation, cellular component: membrane. The record is from RefSeq and is a predicted model, not a curated record. Gene Ontology annotation, biological process: transmembrane transport; metal ion transport. Bases 1 to 3753 code for a protein of 1250 amino acids.
AUGUCAGAGUACAAGGACUGGACGCGCGAGACUGAGAACGCGGUCCUCGACGAAGUAGCCGCCGCUCAGAACGACAGCCCCGAGCGCACCGACCCGCCUCAGACGUUGCCGCCUGGCCAGCCAUCGGAAGACACGCAAGUUGAUAGAACCGAGUCGCCUCCACGACCUAGUACUUCAUCACAUUGGGAACCCAGACCAGGCUUCGCGCACAUCGACGGCGAUGUCAAUGGACGUGGGUACAACGAGACUUUGGUCGACAUCGUCUGUGUGCCGUGUCCCGGAGCCGACCCAGUCGAGACAUGGGCCCGCGACCCACUGCCGGAGGGAUACUUCGGACGGGCCGCUGAUGUGCCGCCGACUGCGUUGAAAGAGCUCGCGGGAGCUAGUAUUCUGUCACCGACGAUCAACCGACAUCUUCCCAAGGCGACCCAUCUGUGGGUGAGGCAGGGGAUUCGGAAGGAGGUUAGCGAGGCUCGCGUGCUUCUCUACCGUCAUCGCGAGUUAAUUGAGGGGGUUACCCUUGAAGAGCUUGCGAAUGAUUUGAUUGAACAAGUUUGGAACACGAGAUAUGGCAACCAACGGUCUCGUCCGUUGUUCUUCAUCGCGCAUAGUGUUGGCGGCUUAGUUGUCAAGCUGGCUCUUUUGAAAGCAACCAAGAGCGAGUAUUUCAAACCAUUUAUGUAUAACUGUCAUGGAGUUACCUUUUUCGCAACUCCGCACAAGGGCUCAAGUUACCUGUCAAUGAACAACUUGGAGGACAGUAUUCGCCACCUUCUUCGCCUCCAACGACCACUUCCACGCUCAAUCUCCAACAAUUUGAGACUAGGCCACAAGCCUCUUCUCAAGAUGGACGAGGAAUUCUCGACAAUCGCAAGCGAGCUCAGGAUAUGGUCCUUCUAUGAGACCAUCGACUCCCAGCUUUCAGGCUCUGGGUCUACGAGUAGAGGCUUAGCGAAGGAAGUUCGAUUCGGCGCCCCCAUUGCCUCCAUAAAGUCAUCAUUACUUGGCGUUAGGCAGGAGCGGGUCUUCUCGUUGGACAGCGAACAUGCCAAUUGCGCCUCUUUUGGUGAGGGGAACACAGAAACGAUGAACACCUACCUACAUGAACUCUCUGUAGCGGUUCAAAAAGCUACAGAACUGAGCUCCCAGUACAUUCACACUCCGCUGAACCUCAAGAGACAUGUUAAGGUCGAGAUAAUUGGCUUCUAUGAAGACCCAGAUGCAGACAUGGAGUCCGCCAUUCGUCUUUACUUCACAAAGCUUCAUCUCCAAGAGUUUCUGGACAAAGGUCCUGAACGAUGCCUGGAAGAACGGCUGAGAAGAAGCACACUCCGGCCGCGGUCCGAUCCCAAUCCGCCCCAUCCAAGCCAGGCAGACUCACAACACAGUUCUCAUGGCCUGGGAAUUAUGGCUGGCUUCCAAGAGCUGGGGCAAAAGAUAUGGCGAGCUGGCUCGGACGCUGGGAGUCGGCCCAAGAGCUCCGACUCCGAAAGUCAGGGCUCGCCCGGCAUCGUCGUCACUCGUCCAUCCAUGGCUGGAGGCUCUAAUUCGAUGCCUGUGGAUACUCUACGGCGAAUGCAAAGCCUCAAGGUCCCGGCCUUGUCUCCGCCGGGGUUCAAUCGGCCAUCCAGUCGAGGUAGCAACGCCGACAGCACGAGGUCAGAUCCAACAGAACUUGAGCUGUCGCCGAAGACGCCAGAUCCCGAGCCUUUUGCAUCAAUAGGUGUAGAGAAGAGCUAUUCAGAGCCACUUUCCAGACGACAAGACCGGUACUCGAGGGCUUCUGCCUUGGAGGAUCUGACGGCUGGGUUUUCAAGACCUGACCCGACCGGUAGAAAGUUUAUGUGGAUUCAUACUCCAUUCACCAAUCCCUCUUGGGUCAAGGAUGUUUUCAGUGUCCUAGCCAACCCCAAUGACCCAAGUUUCGUGAAACUCUUCAACCAUGAUAACUGGGCAUCGAAGCAUGUCAUCGGAAGACACUCUCAAUCGCAAGCAUCGUUCGUGAAACCGGCCUGCAACAUCAUUCCCCUCAACUCAGCUCCCUCACCUCAUCCGUCCCCUAACCUUUCUGGCCGUGUCAGUCCAGCUGGGCCUUCGUCAGUGUAUCUGUACAUGUACCUUCCGUUCCUUCACUUCGACACGUAUAUCGACAUAGUCCGCCGACGCAAUUUCAUCAAGCAGCGCAUGCAGCAUGGUAGGUCUCGUCCGGUUCCACGAGAAAUUGCACAGCUGGACUCUGCGGAGCUUCGAAUGAUCUGGGAGUACAUAGGGUACGACCCGCCACUCAACUACCGUCGGACUCUUGAUCAGUUUGCAUACCCCUCCUUAAGAGACACAUGGGCUCGCGAUGACGAUCAGAUGCUCUAUAAGCUUACCAAAGAUCGCGCGUCCACUGGAGUUGACUUGGAACAGCUGGGACUCCAGAGGCGACAAACCACAGGAUCGACAUGGAGCCCGAUGAACAAGCUCACGCCUUCGAGCACGGGACUGCUAGAGGAUGAGGUUGAUACCGAUGAUGAGAACCAGGAUCUCGAUGAGGUUAUCAAGGAUGGCAAGGUUCUCAUGGUCGAUGAGCUUUGGCUGUGGGCUAUUGAUGCGAAAACCUUAACUACAUUCUUCAACAGAAGGGAAUCAAAGCCAAAAGAGGGGCCCCUAUUUCAGCAGGCAGACCUCAGGAACAGCGUAUACAAUGAGCUCAAUGGCGAUCUCACGGGCCGUUGUGAAAAUGCACUGGAUCUUGCAGCAUUCAUCGUACUUCAUGCGAUCACUGUUCUGCUCGAUCGGGCUUCUCAUCCUGACCUCGAGAUCUUCAGAAUAUUUGAAGAAGCAAUCAGCAUGCUCACCGAGCGCAUGACUUCUUCCCUGAAGCACUUCCGCAUGCAGACAUUCAAAGACGUGGGCUUCGAAUCUGACUCGGAUAGCAAUCGGCCGGAGUCCAUCAAGAAGCGCCAUAAGCGUGAGCUCGAAGAAGCCGAGCGGGAGAACCGCGAAAACACGUCGGCACUGAUGGAACUCCGCGAUCUAGAGGAUGAACUUAAGUCCCUCGAAAGGCUAUUCGAGACCCAGGAUGGCGUAGUUCGAAAUAUGAAGGCGAUCUUUGAGGGAGAAGACCUUAAAAGUGUCACGAGGAACGGGCAGAUGUACCUCGAAGAAGCUCUAGCCAAGCUUGAAGAGUACAAGAGCCAGACGCUGGAGAUGCUGAAGAGAGUCGACACGACGAGGAAUGAUUAUGAGAAACUUUUGGAGAUGGUCCAGCGUAAGGCUCAAGUAGAUGAAGUUCGGUGGUCACGCCUUCAGACCGAGCUAGCCUCUUCGCAGAAUCUCUCAGUCAUGAUUUUCACCACAUUCACCGUCAUCUUCCUCCCCUUGUCCUUCUUUACAAGCUUAUUCGGCAUGAACACAGUCGAAUGGGAUGCUCAGCUUCCAACUAUUGGCUUCAUCGGUGCCGUUUCGCUGCCCCUAUCCGUGUUCAUCAUUGCAGCGGCGCUUAUUGCGGCGUUCAGUAGUCGUGUGCAAGGAUUCGUUCGGAUGGGAUACAAGGGUGGUAAAAAGGUCGUUGUGCUUGUGGCGUCCAGCAUCAAGAAGAUUGUACCACGAAAGAAGAGGGAGAAGAGACGCGUCAACAAGGUGGAACGGGAAGAGAGGAGAACGAGGAGGAAAGAUGGUGGGUAUGACUUUUGGGAGAAUGUAAGGAGGGAAAGGGCGAGUGAGUAUCGUAUCCCGGAAGUUAAUCGCAACAAGGCGAAAACAUGA